This is a messenger RNA of Penicillium canescens, 243 nucleotides long. RefSeq lists its product as uncharacterized. Lineage: Eukaryota; Fungi; Ascomycota; Eurotiomycetes; Eurotiales; Aspergillaceae. Bases 1 to 243 code for a protein of 80 amino acids. The transcript has a single exon. The record is from RefSeq and is a predicted model, not a curated record.
AUGACUGGCUUUUUCCACUACUGGACGGACGCAAUGCCGAAGAUGGAUUUGUUUGAGUUCUUGAGACAGAAAGUCAUGUGGAAUGUUGGUACAUCUGAAGUGGAAUUCAGUACCUUGAUCUUGCUGGAAGACUGUGAUUUGUGCCUGGAGCAAUUGAAGAAGAGCUAUCUGCACCCGGCUGCUAGCAAUAAUGGAGGACAUGAUGUUGGGUGGAACUAUACAGCAAGAGCUGCUAUAAGAUAA